Schistosoma margrebowiei is the source of this 5384-nucleotide messenger RNA. NCBI's taxonomy places the organism in Eukaryota, Metazoa, Platyhelminthes, Trematoda, Strigeidida, Schistosomatidae. The record is from the annotation of a GenBank genome assembly.
GUACUUUCUGCAGCGGGUUAUCAAAAUUUCGGAUUUUUGGAACUUCUAAUAACUAGUGAUUAUUUUCAUUACAAAAGCUUACAAGCGUGCAGAAUGAGCCAAGCAAAAUUGUUGACUGCGGCGUUCACUAAGAUUCCUCAUUAUGAAGAACAUAUCGCUGUUCAAAAUCUGCCUUUUUCAGUUGAUCCUAUUUUAUUGGAAUCAGAUUAUCAGCUUGUUUUACCACCAUUAGUUACUGAUAAAUGCACGGUAUCACAACAAAAGUGUGAUUCCAAAAACAUAUUACAACGUUUAACCUCUCGUCGAAAAGAAAAACAUAAGGACCGGUUGAGACGAUGGCAUGAAAAGCUUUCGGAAAUUAGCCAAAAUAUUGAAAACCAAGUAAAAGAAUGUUGUGAAACUACUGCUGACUUAUUAAAUACUAGCUGGGAAAGACAAAAUCAAAUGUUAAAUGCAAGUCAGUCUGAUGAACAUUUAUUGAACUUGGAAAUAUCUGAUUUAGACUGUAAAUGGAAUCAAGUUGAUCAUGAAUAUAUUCAACGUAGAAAUGAAAUUAAUCAUUUAGAAAAUCAAUUAUAUUCAAUUGAAAAUAAGCGAAUUAAUCAAAUAAAACAGGAAUUUCAUGAAUUGACAGAUUAUUUAAGUAAAUAUUCACAUUUAACACCAAAUGAAUUACAAAUUGUAUUACAAAAAGAAAUCUUUACAAUUGAUAUUGAAUUAUUGGAAAAUCGUCGUGAAUUAGCUAAUCUAAUUAAAAAUCUUCAUCUUGCUGAAUUAAUGCAUCAUCGUUUUACUAAUCUUACAUGGUCUGAACAACGUAAUCGUUGGCAAAUCAUAAAUAUCAAUGAAGCUGUACAUAAAUUUCGAAUUUGUCUUAAUGAUGAGAAAUUCCGGUAUCCUAAUGAUGUCAAAAUAAAGAUAAAUGAUUUAACAACAAACAUAACUGAAUUUGAAAAGCAAAAAGAUAAUCUGAUUAAUGAAUUAUGUGAAAAUUUGGUACCAUCAAAUAAUAUGGAAGAAUUUCUAGAAAAUUGGGAUGUUAAAAUUAAACAGUUAUUUACUGAAUGGGAUGAAAUGAAUCAAAACGCUUUGAAUUCCAUAUACAAAGCUUAUGAAGAUAAUUCACAACAGUGUAUUGAUCAAAUCCAACAGAUGAAAAAUCAAUUGUUACAUCGUAAAUUGAUCAACUCAAUGGAUGAAAUUGAAAAUUUAAUUAAAGAAAAUUGUAUCACCAUUUUAGGUGAAUUACAAAGUCAAUUUGAAAAUAAUUUAAAUUAUCUUGAUCAUUGUUUCUCAUGGUGUUUAUCUAUAUGGUUAAAUGAAUGUAUUCCAUCAUUAUUAAAAUUUAGUCAAAUCCUAAUUCAAUUAUGGCAAUUCUAUGCUCAUCUACCUAUUGUUCAUUUAAAAAAUGAAUUAAACUUUAAUUUACUUAAUAUAAAACAAGUAGUAUAUGAUGAAAUUUUAAAAAAAGAUGAAUUCAUUAAUUCAUUAAUUGAUUUAUUAAGACAAAGUUCAACAGAACAAAUAAUUAAUGAAAAAUUACAAGAAGUAAUUAAUUUAUUCAAUGAAAUUAGCGCAAAUUACAAAUCAUUAUAUGAUAAACAAUUACAAUUUCUAGAUACAUAUGUAAAACAAAUAACUACGGUUAUCGAUUUAUGUGAAACUGCUAUUUGCAGAUUUUUCGGUGUAACCCAUUGUACAAAACAACAAUCUUUACAUUUGGAAAAAAAACUAAAUCGUCAAACACCAAUCAAUAACAUAAUUACACUUGGAUUUGAACAAUAUAUUUGUAUACAACAACAACAACGACAAUCAUCACCAUUACCACCACAGCAACAGCCAUCACCAUCACCACAACCACCACCACCACCGCCACAACAACAACAAUUCGAUGAAAAUCCUUCUAAAUUAAAUCAUAUUUUCUAUUAUAUAAAACAUCAUGAUAUUGCUAUAGAUGAUUUAAUUAAAUUUUUACAAUCAGAAAUGAAAUCUAAUUCUACAUUGAAUAUAUUUAUUGAUUAUUUAAUUAAAAAUAUUCAAUUAACCGGUAUUAUCACUGGUAAUGAAAUCAAUAAUUUGAAUCAAAUCAAUAAUAAUUUAUCAAUUAAAUUCAUUAAAAAAUCAAUAAAAUCAGAUCAUACAAAACAUAAUGAUACUCAAUUAUUGAUUAUCAAUAAUAAUAAUAAUAAUAAUAAUAAUAAUAAUAAUAAUGAAAAUAAACCAAUUACUGUAAAUACUUAUGUAACCGAUUAUAUUCAACCAAUUAAAAUUGAAAAAUGUUUAAAUCUAAUAAAACAUGUUAAAGCAAUCGUUCGUAUAAAAAUAUUAGAAUAUUUGGAACAAUGGAAGAAUACAACCAUAUUAACCAUAAAAGAGGAAGUUAUAGUUAGAAAAACUGAAAUAGACGAUGAAUAUCAACUGCAACUCAAAUUGCAUGAACCACGUAUUCGUCGGGUGAAAGAAGAUGUAGCAAAUGUAAGAUUAACUGAAUUAAUUUUCCAUCAAACACGUAUUGAACGACAUAUAACCUCAGUGAAUUUAAUAUUAAAUGAAAUGAAAAUUAAUUCAACUAAAAGUUUAAUUGAAACAUUAAAUAAAUCUGAAGAACAAAUGAAUGAAGCAAUUCAACAAUCAAUUGAUUCAACUAUUAGUAAAGCAACAAAAUCAUCAACAUUAUUAUUAUUACGAAAACGUGUAGAAAACUUUGCUGAAUCACAUACUCAAUGUGUACGUCAAGCAUUGAAAGAGUUUCGUCAAAAUUUUGAAAAUCAAAUACAAACUUUAAACAAUUCCAAUUUAAAAUUGAUUGAAUCAUUAGAACUUUUUAUUGAUGGAGGUAAUUUUUCAACUAUUGAAGCCAAAAAAUAUACAAUUACAUUAAAUCAAUUAAGUAGAACAAUUCAAUUAUUUGAAGAAGAAAUUAUUGGUCAUAUAGAAUCUAUUGAAAAAGAACGUCAAUUAAUAACUGAUAAUAAAUUGAAACAAUUUGAAACUUAUUUAAAACCAUUUAUAGCUGAUGUUAUUUAUAUGGAGAAUAUGAUACGUUGUAUAACUAAUACACAAGUACAAAUCAAAGCACAAACUGAAGAUAGUUCAAGUCAAUCAAAAUUAUUAAUCGGUCAAAUUGAACAAUUUCAAUGUUUAUUAAAAUCACUGAAUGAAACAAAUCAAAUUCUAUCAAAUACAUUAUUGAAUAUAACAUUAGCUACUACUACCAAUACUACUACCAAUACUACUACUACUACUACUACUACUACUACUACUACUAAUAAUAAUAAUAAUAAUAAUAAUAAUAAUAAUAAUAAUAAUAAUACAUUACAACAAUUAGAUAUGGAGGAGAGAAUCAUGCAAAAAGAUUUAAGUAAUAAAUCAAUUGAAUUACUGACUAAAAUUUGUAUUAAUGCAUCAGAUCGUUGUGUAUUUUUAAAUUGUCUACGUAGUCAAUAUGUCAAUGAUGAUUAUGUUGCAACAACUGAUUCAAAUGAAUUAUCCUAUGAGAAUAUGAUUGGAAAUAAUAAAGAUAAUUUAACAUUGAAUAAAACAAAACUACAAAUGGUAUCACAAAAUCCUUCCAUAAAUAUUCAUUCCAUUAAAACUGAACAAAUUAAACAAUCAACUAAUCAAUCAUCAUCAUCAUCAUUAUUAACUAAUAUGAAUAUACAAAAUGCAUUACAAAUUAGUCGACCAGGACGAUUAUUUACUGAUGAUUCAUGUAUUCAACUUAUACAAAAUAUAUUCAAUGAACAUAAUUCAAUUGAUGAGAAUAAUAUAGAGAAAAUGAAAAAUAUUACACCAAAUCAAUUGAUUGAUAAUACAUCUAAACGUAAUGAUAAUAAAUCAUAUGAAUCGACUAAUCUGAAUAGUAAUAACAAUAACAACAAUAAACAAGUAUUAUUGGAUGAUAAUCAAAAAUUAGAAACACUCCCAGUUAAUACAUCAAUAAAAAGUCAUCGAGGUAAACGUGAAAUGAAUAGUUCAACCACAAAUGGAAUUGUACCUAAAACUAAUAGACGAAAGAAAAAUAUACCACAUACAACUACAAAUAAGACAGUUGUAAAACAUAAUCGACCUCAAGCAUAUUAUGAUGUAUUCGGUAAAGAUGUAACAUCUUUAGAAGAUUCUGUUGAAAUUUGUAAUUCAAAUAUGAAACAAAUCAAUAUUGAACAAGUAACAUAUGUUGGUCGUAUUCAAAAAAUAUGCCGUGAAAAUCUUCAUAAUGCAUUACAUUUAUCUGAAAAUUAUUAUCGACAAAAAGGUAUUCGACAGCCAACACAUCCAGAUUUUAUCAAAUCUACAUUUGAUGAUGCUGCUAAUACUAUUGUUACAAAUUUAAAAACACUAUUCACUGAAGCAGAAUUAUAUCGUAAUUCAUGUGUAAAAGAAUUUUCUGAACAACUGGAUAACAUUGAACAAUUAGCAAGUCAGUUACCAUGUUUAUUAUUUGAACAAAUAGUUAAUGAAAUUAAAUUGUAUAUAUUACAAGAGAUGAAUAUCCAUCAGAAUAGAAUACAAUUUGAUUUAAAUCAAUUAAAUGAAUUACGUAUGAAAUAUAAUAAUCAACUUCGAUUAGAACUAUGUAAUUUAAAAAAUCAAUAUCAAUUAAUGAUUUUAUUAAAACAAGAAAAUGAACGUCAAUUAAAUUUUAUUAAAUUAAUUAAUCAAUUAAAAAGAAUUAAAUUACAAAUUAUUCAUAAAGGUAGACAAUUAUUUAAUCAACGUUUAUCUUAUUUAACGGAUUAUUUAUUUAUUCGAUUAGAUAGUUUAAUUGGAUCAGAUCAAAUUGAUCAUCCAGACAAUAAUCAUGAUUCUACUAAACCAAAGAAAUUAAUGAUUCAUAUAUUAGAUAAAUCAUUAACUCAUUUAAAUGAUAAUCAAAUAUCUUCAAAUGCUAAAGAAGAUCUAGAUCGUGGUAAACGAACAUGGGAAGGUGUAAAAUUUUCUGAACUUAUGAUACAAACAAAUGAUCAUUUAGAAUCAAUGAACAAUUUAACAAAAUUCAAUUUAAACAAACCAUUAAAACAAGAAAAACAAUCCAUGUUAAAAAGUUCACGUAAUAAUUUAAAUAAUAAUUCUACAGAAUUACAUAAUACUAAUCAAGAUGAUAAUUAUUGUAUAGUUAGUGCUAAAACUACAAAAGCUCAUAUGUCCACAUUAAAAUAUCGUGAUAUUGCUGUUGUGGAGUUUCGUUUAUUUACUCAAAAUUUAUUAGAAUUAAUAGAAAUGGAAUUUAUUCAUGCAAUAAAAGAUAAUGAUAAACAUAAACAACAAUGGAUAGAAAGUGUAAAUCUUUUUAAUAAAACUUAAUUGAAUUAUAUAAAAUAGUGAUUAUACAUUGUUCACAUAUACUUGUAUAUCAUUAUAUAUAUAUACUCAGUAUAUUUUCA